AUGGCUCAUGUGCCUCCAGGCAUUGGUGGGUUUCCUACCAGCACCAGCGCAAGCCCGUCGACUUUGCCGCCAUCAUCUGUGACUGUGAUAGUUUCAGUAACCUCCGUGACGACAAGCACGGCGCUUACCACGAGCACCACUAUUACCGCUACCACCUCGAGCACAAUCACAACAUCCACCUCCACCACAACCAACACCAUGGUCGAAACCCAGACCCCCUACGUCCGCACAAUCAUCCGUCACCACGACGCCCACCGUGCAAACCACAGCGCCCCGGCCCUGGCCUGGUCCGACUCCCUCGCCGGCACCGCGCAGUCCAUCGCCGAAACGUGCAUCUUCCAGCACAACACAACGGCGGACAGCGGCGAUUACGGGCAAAACAUUGUAGCCGGCGUGCCGGAAAACCAGAUGGGCAUCGUGGUGACGGACACCGAGCCUGAUCUCGUCGACUUUAGCCGCUGGGGCCACUUUUCUCAACUGAUCUGGACGUCGACGGCGGAGGUGGGCUGCGCGACCGUGGACUGCUCUUCGCGUCAGUGCGGGCUCCAAAACGUACAGGGCCAGCCGCCGUACUUUACCGUGUGCAACUACAAGCCGCCAGGCGCACCGCUUGGCUCCCCGAGUAUCGAUGGCACUUUUAUGUGCGGAAGCAGCAUCAAUUUCAGCUAUAGCCUUGUUUUUGGGUCGCGGUUGUAAUUACAGUCCUCAUUGUGGAAUGGUCACAAUGUGUAGGCUGUAUUUUUAUCAAGAAUCAUGGCCAGGAAACGGCGCUUGCCAAGAGAAAGGAAUUGUUCCCUGGAUGAAAGCCACUGAAGAUGCUAGUAGACUUGUA
Messenger RNA from Pyricularia oryzae 70-15, 832 nucleotides. RefSeq lists its product as uncharacterized. Gene Ontology annotation, cellular component: extracellular region. The record is from RefSeq and is a predicted model, not a curated record. The transcript has 3 exons. Bases 1 to 696 code for a protein of 231 amino acids. NCBI's taxonomy places the organism in Eukaryota, Fungi, Ascomycota, Sordariomycetes, Magnaporthales, Pyriculariaceae.